GGUGUAAAGGCAAAUUGGUAAAAGAGGCUUAUCUGAUAAAGCUGUAAUUUGUCAUGAAUGUUCCCAUUUUUCUCUCAACACCCAGGACAAUCAAUCUCGAAGAAUUCUAAUCCGUUUCUUUUAGAACUCUUUUUUGCUUAAAAGAGUAGUUCACCCGAAAAUACAAAUUGUAGCUUGAUACAAAUUGUAGCUUGCUUUCCCUCAUGUAAUUUUUUUCAUUUUCAUUGUGUAUCCCCAGAGUGUAUCCCCAGAGCUGUUUUUGCUAAAUACAAAUAUGAAUGACCCAUGAUUCCAUAAUAUUUAUGAGAAGGACGCAUCUGCAAUAUCAAUAAAUAACUGUCAAAACCAAACAUACACUCCAAGGAGUUACAUGCAUCUGUUAGCUUUGCAAAUGCCAUUCCUCAUUUUCAGCAUGGCUUAGUUGGAAAGAUCCGUUCCUGUGUGUUUAGGAGGUGUGUCAAAGCCUGUUGACUGAUGUCUACACUUGCCUGGAGGGCACUUGUAAACACAGAAUACACCUUUGCUUAUAGGCAGCUGGCUCACGUGACACAUCCACAGAUUGCCUUUAAAAACCCCUCUCGUCUGCUCCGAGACUGACAGAUCUGAUCUAAAUGGUGAGGAGUGGAUUCCAACAUGCGGUUGAUUUGCAAAGCAAACUGUUUCUAGUUCACACAGGUCACAAGAAUUAUCAUCUCUCAAACCAAAGCUAAGACUUGCAUUUCGCAGAGGACAAAAAGUCGACAACAAUGAGUCUGGGCAGCACCAGUACAGAAUCUGAAGUUUCAGAGGAUGAGUUGGAGGAUUGUCCUUUGGGUGAGGAUGACGACUUUAGCAGCGAAAGCCCUGCAAAGAUUCGUUCAGAGCACUCAGUGUCAUCCAGCCCCAGUGACACAGAGGGAAUCAAAACGACUAAGAGGCGUACUCGGCCUAAGCGGUCCAAAGCACGGAGAGUCGCCGCCAAUAUCCGAGAGAGGAAGCGCAUACUGGACUACAACCAGGCCUUCAACGCCUUGCGCACUGUCCUCAAACACGACCUUAGCGGAAAGCGUUUAUCCAAGAUCGCCACUCUCCGCCGUGCCAUCCACCACAUUUCAACACUGUCUUUAUAUCUGCGGACACAUUCAGACACCGAAGCACAUGUGCCUCCGUGUAUCCAUACAGAGUGUUACAGACAGCCAGAAGACAACCUUUCUCUGCCCAAGAAGACAGGAACUUUCCAGGAACCGAUGGAAAACUACACUCCCCAUCAUCCAGAGCCUCUCAUAGUUUCUCCAGAGAUACCUGGGAUUUUGUACCAGGACAUAUCGAACUCUGUACCAUCUUCUCACUACGGCCACUGCGCAACCAACAGUCAGGUACACGUGAGCCAUGGAUGCUACAGUCACCACUGGGAGGACCAAAGCAGUGAUUACUACAGUGGAGGAGCUGGAUAUCAACAUGGGACGAGGGUCACCUGCCAUCAGAAUCAUUUGGACACUUAUGCAGACUCUGCUAACCCGUCUUUGGCUUGGCAGCUAGGUUACCUUCAGUAUCAUGGAUACCAACAAUCCCUGAGUAUGCACUGACUAAAUGUUCUCAUGCUAGAAUUGUGUUGAAAAACAUUAGCAAUCUGUAAAUAUAGUAAUGUGAAGAUAAUGUUUGGAUCCUUUGCUCAGGUUAAAAAAAUACUGUACAUUCUAGAUUUAGAUAAAAAAUAUCUUUUUUAUAUGUACAAAUCCCCAAAUAAAGCAGCUUAUUAUAAACCUGACUCAAAAAGUAUAAAUAUAUUUUAAAUGUAAUACAGUUUAUGUACUCAUUCUACCAAUAAGAUUAUUGGUACAUUAAGUGCAGUCAAAUUCAUUUUGGUUAAACUGUUAGAACACCGAAGAAGAUUCACAUUAUUUUUAUAGUGAUACCAGAUCCUGAUCCAUCUUAAUGUGGAAGUCUGUACCUGCUUCAUAGUAAGCAAAGUCAUAAUUGAAACUUUAUUUUUUGUUUUCCUCAUUGUAAUUUUAUUUCUCCCAAUAUAACUUUAAAUGUCACAAUUUGAGCAUGUACAGUUUGUUGUAAUAUGACUUUAAAUCUGUCUUUGUGACUUUACAUCUUGCAAUUGCAGCUUUGUAUCUUCCUUCUUUAUUUCCAAUCAUUUUGGCUUUUUUUUAUGUCAGUGUUAUUUGAC
This is a messenger RNA of Carassius gibelio (silver crucian carp), 2158 nucleotides long. Its product is annotated as class A basic helix-loop-helix protein 9. The transcript has a single exon. Gene Ontology annotation, biological process: regulation of transcription by RNA polymerase II; developmental process. NCBI's taxonomy places the organism in Eukaryota, Metazoa, Chordata, Actinopteri, Cypriniformes, Cyprinidae. Gene Ontology annotation, molecular function: RNA polymerase II transcription regulatory region sequence-specific DNA binding; protein dimerization activity; DNA-binding transcription factor activity, RNA polymerase II-specific. The record is from RefSeq and is a predicted model, not a curated record. Bases 747 to 1565 code for a protein of 272 amino acids.